CAAUGUCAUUUAUGAUUUCCUAGUUCUGCCCUUAAUAAAUUCUUACCCAGUUAGGGCUUUUUUUUCUUAAAUCUUUGUUUUCUGCUUUUACCUUUUUUUCUUUUCUUAAUAUCGAGAUUCUCUUUAUUUGCCUAUAUUAGGUAAAUUAUUAAUUUCAAUUUAUUUUUUCAAUUAGGCUAAAAAUAAUUCAAAAAUAAAAAUGAAAUGUUUUUGAAAUUUAUUUGUAGGAUUUUUUUUUCACCCGAACUUUGAAGAAAUAAGGGACACAUAAGUACAUCUUUUCACUGUCAGAAAUAGGUUUUUACUAGACUGUGAAUUGAAUGAGUUAAAUGGUGUGAAAGACACAUUUAUGUUGGUUAGUUAGGGUGUCAUAUGCUUGGGAGUGCUGGUUGUGGCUUUGGCAUCCUAUGUUUUUUUUAAGGGAAUUACUUACUGAUCACUUUUAGCUGUGAUAGAAAGCAUAGCCAUACACCAACUGAAGGGAAUCUACAGUUCAUUUUACUAUUAUGAGGUAAGCUAUUCACAAGAGUCCAGUUUUUGAAUUCUGAAGCAAAAUCACCAUUGAAAUUCUACAAGUGUUUUGUGAUUUAAUUGGUAUUGAACUCUGUUCUGCUUCCCGACAUUUUCUUCCUCUGUUGGCUCUACCUUCAGGACUGGACUUUAGUCCAACAUAUCUGCUCCAAUAAUUUAGCACACCAUCUAAGUUAAUAUUAUGGUACUCAUCAUAGAAGUAAUUUAGAUCCAUAAUUCCCAAGAAACAAACCUUAGUGUUUGUGGUAUUUAAGAUGUGGAUUUGACCUAGAUUGUUGAACUGUUAUAUAGAAUCCUCUCCUCUCCUUCCUGUAACAAAUACCCAAAGUUGAUUCAAACAAGACUAGAUGACUAUGGAUGAAGUCGGUAGUAGCUCUGAGUGGAGCAAAGAACAAGAUAAAGCAUUUGAAAAUGCCUUGGCAAUUCAUGCUGAGGAUGCUUCGGACCGAUGGGAGAAGAUUGCAGCUGAUGUACAAGGGAAAACCUUGGAAGAGAUAAAACACCACUAUGAGCUCUUGGUUGAAGAUGUUAACCAGAUUGAAUCUGGUUGUGUGCCUUUGCCAUCUUAUAAUUCUUCUUCAGAGGGCUCAACUAGCCAUGCUGGUGAUGAAGGAGCUGGCAAGAAGGGAGGCCAUUCUUGGAAUUGUAACAACGAAUCUAAUCAUGGAACUAAGGCUUCCAGAUCUGAUCAGGAACGACGAAAGGGUAUUGCUUGGACAGAGGAUGAACACAGGUUAUUUCUUCUUGGCUUGGAAAAGUAUGGAAAAGGUGACUGGCGAAGUAUAUCAAGGAACUUUGUGGUGACAAGAACACCUACGCAAGUAGCAAGCCAUGCCCAAAAAUACUUCAUUCGUUUGAACUCAAUGAAUAAAGAUAGAAGGCGAUCCAGCAUACAUGAUAUCACCAGUGUGAACAAUGGAGAUGUUUCAGCACCUCAAGGACCAAUUACUGGUCAAACAAAUGGCUCAGCAGCAAAUUCUGCCGGAAAAUCAACCAAACCAGCCCCUCCAACCCCAACUGCUGCCCAAGGCGUAGGAAUAUAUGCUGCUCCUACUAUUGGACAACCUAUUGGUGGACCCCUUGUAUCUGCAGUUGGCACCCCAGUGAAUCUUCCUCCCCCAGCACACAUGGCAUACAGUCUCGGAGCCACCGUUCCUGGGACAGUUGUUCCUGGGGCACCGAUGAAUUUGGGUCCUGUGCCAUACCCCAUGCCUCAUACAUCUGCUCAUAGAUGAAGUUCUGUUCAGAGGCCUAAUGUACAAAAAAAGAACACAGCAGACUAGAUGGCUUCUGAACUUGAUGUAAUUCUUUUCCUGUUCCUACAGUUGCUUAUAUGCAGGAGUUUUAUGCUCCAUCAUUAUUCCAAAUAAGUGAUACCAUGAAGCAUUAGAAAUUUAGAAUGUAUCUUCAUCGGCUGCCAUGGAAUAUCUGACAGUCUUAACAUACACAGCAUGAAAGUAAGGUUGUUUUGUAGACACUUAAAAUUGUUAUAGUUAGUCAUAUAAAGUGGCUCAUGCAGUAGGGGAAGAUUCUUUGGCUUUGAAUUGUUAUUGUUGUAUUUUGACUAGGUUUCUGAUUUUCUGUAGGAUCUAAAUUUCCCAUCUACCUUCACUUAUUA
This is a messenger RNA of Cajanus cajan (pigeon pea), 2149 nucleotides long. Its product is annotated as transcription factor SRM1. Lineage: Eukaryota; Viridiplantae; Streptophyta; Magnoliopsida; Fabales; Fabaceae. The record is from RefSeq and is a predicted model, not a curated record. Gene Ontology annotation, molecular function: DNA binding.